AUGAGCGGCGCAUUGAGAGUCAUCGACGAGUCACCGCAGGAGGGCGACUACACCAGCCUCGAGGCGCAUCAACAAGAAACACCAGGCAGCUUCUACGAUGCCAGAGCUGUCUUGCACCACCGCGUGCAGAAUGCUACUUUGAAGGUGUCGGAGCACGAGCUGGCCAACAACCCUGCCUUGCAAGCAUUGCGCACUUCUGCUGGUCCCGGCGCUGCCCCUCACGCCUCUCCUCACUCGCACACCAAUGGCGACGGCGAGGAACCCAGAGUCGACGUCACCAUUACACGCAUCCAGAUUUGGGUCACUUCAGACUUCUUCACCCUCUGGAGCUCCUCUGCUGGCCAUGGUGUCCAGAUUCCCUACCGAACCAUUUCCCUGCACGCUCGUCAACAAAACGCUCUAUACCUGCAACUUUGCCUUAGCGACAUCUCGCAGACCGCCGAUGACGAUCUUGAGACUGUUGAGCUCCUGUUGACACCCGAGCCUCUUGCCGAGAGUACUCCUACCGAUCCGGCUGAGAAACUCUUCACCGCUGUAUCUGAAUGCGCCGACCUACACCCCGACCCAGAUGAGGAUGACGAGCAAGAACAAGAACAGGAGCCUGAGCCGGGAACUGGUGGCUGGAUCACUUCCGAGAAUCUGCAAGACUUUAUGGAUGAAAAUGGCGAGUUUCGUAUGCCCGAGGGCGGAAGUCUUGGUGCUGGAGCUGGCACAGUGAGAACUGCUGAUCAGUUUGAAGAUGCCGACGAAGGCCAUGAGCCCGACGGUGAAGACGCCAAGUGGCGUAGAACGAGCUGA
This is a messenger RNA of Aureobasidium namibiae CBS 147.97, 798 nucleotides long. RefSeq lists its product as uncharacterized. Gene Ontology annotation, biological process: mRNA cis splicing, via spliceosome. The record is from RefSeq and is a predicted model, not a curated record. Gene Ontology annotation, cellular component: spliceosomal complex; cytosol. Bases 1 to 798 code for a protein of 265 amino acids. The transcript has 2 exons. NCBI's taxonomy places the organism in Eukaryota, Fungi, Ascomycota, Dothideomycetes, Dothideales, Saccotheciaceae.